Molecule: messenger RNA, 723 nt
Organism: Phragmites australis (common reed)
Lineage: Eukaryota; Viridiplantae; Streptophyta; Magnoliopsida; Poales; Poaceae
Exons: 1
Coding region: 1-723 (240 amino acids)
Source: RefSeq, a predicted model, not a curated record
AUGGCCCGCGCCCCCGCACUCGCCGGCAGUAUCCUCGCCGUCUUUGUGAUGGCUGUCGCCGUCCACGCGCAGGCACCAGCCGCCGCGCCGGAGGCGUCCGAAUCAGCGUCGCCGUCGUCCGAACCGUCUAAGCCACCCGCCGGGGCACCCAGGGAGAUGGAAAUGGAGACGCUGUCGCUGUCCCCCGCCAAGGUCCCAGCCGCAGGCGCUAAGGCCAACGCAGCCGCUGCCCUGCAGGAAGACGCGCCCAGCGGGGCACCGGUCUCUGCUCCCGUCGCGAGCGAGUCACCGCAGGAAGCCCCGGCGGGCGCCCCAGAGGUUGGGAACGCCCCUGCCGCCGGUGCCCCGCAGGAAGAUGCGCCCACCAUGGCACCGGCCUUUGCUCCCUUCGGGAGCGAGUCACCGGAGGAGGCCCCGGCGGGCGCCCCAGAGACCGAGGCCGAGGCCCCGAGCCCUUCCUCCGAGAUGGCGGCCGCCCCGUCCUCCGAAGACUACGACGUAUUAGAUGACGAGGCACUCUCGCCCGCCGGUGAGGGCCCUUCGGCCGAAGCCAGCGGCCCAGCAACCGACGACAGCCCGGCGACCGAGGCGACCGUCUCCGAGACCCCCGCGGAGGCUCCCGGCCCCUCGGCCGACGAUGAGGCCAGUGGCGCGAGCGCCACCCGUCGCAACCUCGCGGCCGUCGUGCUCUUCACCGCCCUGUCCGCUGUCGCUGCUCUCUGA